This is a messenger RNA of Metschnikowia bicuspidata var. bicuspidata NRRL YB-4993, 240 nucleotides long. RefSeq lists its product as uncharacterized. The transcript has a single exon. Gene Ontology annotation, biological process: endosomal transport; positive regulation of TOR signaling; cellular response to amino acid stimulus. The record is from RefSeq and is a predicted model, not a curated record. The annotation marks the transcript as partial. NCBI's taxonomy places the organism in Eukaryota, Fungi, Ascomycota, Pichiomycetes, Serinales, Metschnikowiaceae. Gene Ontology annotation, cellular component: membrane raft; late endosome membrane; Ragulator complex.
AUGGGUGUUUGCUUUUCUUGCCUUGGCUUCAACAACGAUGGCGAAGAUUACAAUGAGCGCUCUUCGUUGCUCGGAAACAACAAUCUCUAUUCUAACGAAGACCUCCAUGAAAAUCUUUUGAAGCAGCAGCAGCGCCAAAAUGAACUUUCCGUGAUAGUAAACGAUUUAAGCGACAACCUCAUUGACGUUUCAACCUUCCUUUCCAAGGGGUCGACCGAAAACUACAAUAACAAGAACACC